Messenger RNA from Candidula unifasciata, 951 nucleotides. The record is from the annotation of a GenBank genome assembly. Lineage: Eukaryota; Metazoa; Mollusca; Gastropoda; Stylommatophora; Geomitridae.
AUGUCUUGUUGUCAUACAAGGAGGCUGCUGUUCAGGGUGUUAUUAGACCUGAUAACCAUCUCUUUAGUGGCAUCAGGGAUUCUCAUUAUCCAGGGAACUAAACCUUACCACCGUGGGUUUUUCUGUGACGAUGAGAGCAUCCAAUAUCCAUUGCUGUCAAAUACUGUGCCAAUGCAGUUGGCAGUUUAUGUGGGGAUUUCAGUUCCUGUGGCAGUGAUUGCCCUGUUUGAAUUUACCUUGCGAAAUAGCCACAGAGCAGAUGUAAUUUCUCUCAGAAACGCAAACACAGGAGGAAGUAGGUCAUGGCUCAUCGCUACUUACAGUACAGUAGCUGUUUUCAUUUUCGGCAUGGCGGUAACACAGUUUUUGACAGACAUGGCAAAGUUUUCACUGGGGAGAUUAAGACCACAUUUUCUGGCGCUGUGCAAUCCUGACUUUUCUAAAUUUAACUGCAGCGAUGGAUAUAUUACUGCUGAUGUCUGCACAUUCAAAGAAUCCUUCACAGCUAUGGAUGCCAGGUUGUCUUUCCCUUCUGGACAUUCGUCAUUUUCCAUGUAUUGUAUGCUGUAUGUAAUAUUGUACUUACAAGCAAGAAUUGUGUGUAAAAUAGCUGUAUUGCUCAAGCCGUUUGUCCAGCUGGUCUUCUUCUCAUUGAGUUUCUUCACAUGCCUCAGUCGUAUAUCAGACUACAUGCACCACUGGAGCGAUGUCCUAGCCGGUGCUGUUUUAGGCAUUGUAGUCUGUGUUUGUGUGGUUUUAUCUUUGACUGAUUUUGGUCAGUAUCUCUUUCACCGUGGGUCGGUUUGUGAAGCAGAAAGUCAGCCUCCUGUAUCAAGCAGCAGUCAGGACGUUGAGGAAGGAUCUGGGACACCGUUUUAUGGAAGCACAUCCUACAAACAUCUGGAAAGUCAAGAACAGCAACGACUUCUGCAGCCGGGACAACCAAAAUAA